AUGCCACUUCCUCUCACUAGGCUCACUCUCAAGUCAUCCCUUUGGCCUAUCUUCACGAAGGCCAGCAUGGAAGGUACCAAUCAAAACUUCAGCCGCAGAGGUCGGCUGACUGGCGGACAAACUUUCCUUCCUCCCAAUCCAGCGCGAGGUGAUGGGAUGAGAGCACCUGGCCCAUGGGCCAUCCAUAUCCACAAACUGCCCUUUAGAGUGGCCAGAGACGGUGAUAUUCUGCAAGGGAGAUAUUUGAACGCCUUGAAUGCGAUGCCCAAUCAGCGAGAGCCGUACCUGCGUCCUGGAAUCAGUUUGUCGGCCCAAAACCUUCAGCGACAGAUGAACGACAACUUGCCCCGCGUGGAAGCGGCAUUGAUGCAGGUCGUGGGCCAACAGAAUGGGCUACAAUGCACGAGAUGCUUACAACGGUUUGGCAUAUUCUCCCAGUGUAUCUCGGUUCGCAACAUCGGUGGCCUUUCAGCUUGCGCCAACUGCCAUUGGGAAGAAAGGGACGACUGUUGCCAAUACGUGCAGAUAUCCAGUACUUUUCCUCCACCUACAGCUGGACCUGGUUUGAUGAACCCUCAUCAAGGUAACGCUUCCACAAACUUCCCUCAAACCCCCGCACGCAACCCCUUGCAUUCUCACACCCACACUCCUCGCCCAGAUGACGGCACAGCCGGCGCCACCAUUAUACGACCAUUGCAGCGCCAGGAAAUUACCAAGCACUUGGUUGCGCAGACGCGGCUGAUGAGGCAAAGCCGAGGUAUUGAACGUCAGCUGGAGGGACUUCGAGAUCAACUGGCUGCAGCCAAUGCUGCUACUACCACAACGGACCGACCAUUGCAGCAGAUCGUGGAUGAUAUUCUUGCUGCUCAUCGGGAGCUUGACCGCGGAAUCUGGCGUAAUGUCUACAAUACUGUGCAAAUGCUGAAAUCUUUUCGAUGGGGGUCGACCUCGUCUUGA
Molecule: messenger RNA, 957 nt
Organism: Penicillium hordei
Lineage: Eukaryota; Fungi; Ascomycota; Eurotiomycetes; Eurotiales; Aspergillaceae
Product: DUF3716 domain-containing protein
Exons: 2
Coding region: 1-957 (318 amino acids)
Source: RefSeq, a predicted model, not a curated record